Molecule: messenger RNA, 2169 nt
Organism: Sycon ciliatum
Lineage: Eukaryota; Metazoa; Porifera; Calcarea; Leucosolenida; Sycettidae
Product: nucleolar complex protein 3 homolog
Exons: 1
Coding region: 113-1870 (585 amino acids)
Biological process (GO): DNA replication initiation
Cellular component (GO): nucleolus
Molecular function (GO): chromatin binding
Source: RefSeq, a predicted model, not a curated record
UUAAUUUUGUCAGCAGUAAAAUGAGAAAUGUAUUUUUUAGGAAUGGGAAAUGUAGUUCAUUUCAUUGCUUGAUCUUGCCAGGUUUAGAAAGAAGUGUUUGCAGUUCAACACCAUGAAACGAAGUAAGCCUCUUCUUCCUGUGAAAAGUGCUUCGGGCUGGGAAUAUCGUACAGCCGCUGUCAGUCAAGAAGACGAGGAGGAGGAGGAAGAAGAGGAGACUCUGUCAGAGGAUGGCGAGUCCACGAUUGUCCCAACAGUCUCUGAAUCUACUCCGUCAGAGACCUAUAUUCAACGUGUGGCCAGGGGACAAAAGACUUUGGCUGCGAAGAAAGCAGAAAUUGCCAGUAUUUGCUGCUCCAUUGUCCAGAAUCCCUCAGAGCACUAUAGUAAACUCAAGUUCUUGAGAAAUCUGUGCUCAGAGACAGACCAUCGGUGUGCAGUUAAUGUAAGGAGGUUUGCCCUUAUAUCUGCAGCGAAUGUCUUCAAAGACAUUGCUCCUGGUUAUUACAUUCGUGAGCUUACUGCUGAGGAGAAAUCUGUGAAAGUUGCUAAGGACACCAGAGAGCUGAGAGACUUUGAACAAGGCCUGGUCUCCAACUAUACUCACUACGUUGGCUUGCUGGAGCGGUAUGUUCAAGCUGUGGUAGGGCCUAAGAAUGCAAGCUACUCAUCAUUGAAGAUGCUUUCAGACGGACAGGAAAUCAACGAGGCAGGUCUGGAGCUGCUAGCGGUGACUGCCACCAAGUGUAUGUGCACACUGUUGUCAAACUUGCACCACUUCAACUGCAGCAAGCAACUGGUACAUGCUAUUGUUCCCCGGUUGGAUAGCAAGCAGUGUAAUGGUGAACUGGCGGAAGUGUGCGUAGGUAUGCUCAAAGACAUGUUCAAGCAGCGGGGUGCAUCUGAGAUCACAGUUGAGGCAGUCAAAACCAUCAACCAGAUUGCCAAGACCCGACGGGAUGGUCGCCUUGGGACGAACUUUGUUGAAGUCUUGUUGUGCUUCCGAGUUGGCGACUUGGCAGAAGGUAGUGCAGCAGCCAUCACUGCAAGAAAUGAAGACAAGCAGCGUGAAAAAGAAGCCAGGUCUCGUCUAUCUCGUAAAGAGAAGAAAAACCUGAAGGCAGCGAAGAAGCUCGACCGGGAAAUGUUGGAGGCGCAAGCAACGGAAAGCCGCGACAAGCGUGUGAGGCUGCAGACAGAGAUGUUGAAGCUUCUUUUCAGUGUGUUCUUCCGCAUCUUGAAACGUGCUCCUCACCAGCAUCUGUUGCCAUUUGUGUUAGAGGGCUUGGCCAAGUAUGCCCAUCUGAUCAGUGUGGAUUUUUUUGUUGAUUUAUUCAAAGCCCUGGACAGCAUAUUGGCUAUGCCAAGCCUUACCACCCGCCAGCGCUUGCACUGUGUGCAGACGGCAUUCAAAGUUCUGAGUGGCCAGGGAGAAGCUUUGACCAUUGAUCCACGUCAAUUUUAUUGUCACCUGUACCAGUGUCUUGUGGAGCUGUGCUCCACAGACGGCCAGGUGGAAGUGCCGCUCGCCACGGAAUGCCUAGAGAUGAUGUUACGCAAGCGACGCCAGGUGUCCGUGCAGCGUGUCCUAGGCUUUGUAAAGCGUCUGGCCACUGUCAGCCUUCAUCAGGAUGCCCCAGUUGCUUCUGUUGCCCUGUUGGACGAGGUGCGUGCCUUCAUGCGCCUGUAUAGCUGUGUUGGUGGUCUGUUGGAUUCUGAUAUCGUCACAUCCGGUGUCUUCCAACCUGAAGUUUCUGACCCAGAAUUUAGCCAUGCCAAUUGCACAUCACUAUGGGAGUUGUCUUUGCUCGGUCAACAUUAUGAUGGCAACGUCAGAAAGUCUGCAACUCAACUUGCUAGCGGCAGUUAGCUAUGUGAACACCUAAUCAUUGUCGCCUUUGACUGUAUAUUCACGUUCCAUGAAAUCUGCCUCAUGAAAUACAUAAUACAGGUGUUUUGUUCUUGAGAUUUUUAGUACUUGUAGGUUCGGAUUAUCCGUUUUGUCCAAGACCCAUUUUUUCAUGGAUUUUCAUGAAUGGUGCUGCGAUAGGCUGCGCUAAGCAUAUUGAGAUCUUGGGUUUAUUUUAAUUUUAUUUCAAAUUCAAGAUGAUGACUUUGGGUCUGUGUUCCUGUCGGACAUUGUGGCAAGCAAUGUAUAGAUGUUGUGAA